CUUUUUUGAGAAACUUUAUCUGACUCACACGGUAAAUCCGGGGAUAAACACUGACCUAAAACCAGAGGGAUGUCGUUUUGUAAUUUCUUCGGUGGAGAGGCCUUUAAAGACCAUUUUAAACCAGGGAUUUAUGUCUGCUCCAAAUGCGACCACCAGCUGUUCUCCAGUAGAUCAAAGUAUGAGCACUCGUCCCCCUGGCCGGCCUUCACAGAGACCAUUAGAGAGGACAGCGUGUCGAAACAUAAAGAGAGACCCGGGGCGUACAAGGUGCGAUGUGGGAACUGUGGAAACGGGUUGGGUCAUGAGUUUGUGAAUGACGGUCCAGCUAAAGGACUGUCUCGCUUCUGAAUAUUCAGCAGCUCACUGAAGUUCGUCCCUAAAGAUAAGGUCGAUGGACAGUAAGGUGAGCAGUUGAAGAUAAGCACUGUUAGACUUUAGGACGUUUCUCUAAACUGCUGAAGGUGCGGACAGCGGAUGAAGAACUUUGGGAAAAAGCCCGAUCAGGGAGCACCAGGGCUCUGAUGAAGGAUGGUCCCACUGGACAGCAACACUAGAGGAGCGGUCUCAUAUGCAAUCACCAGCGACAUCUGCAGGAUAUUCUCACUGUGAUUCCACAAAAACCACCUCACCAGUCUGACGUUAAUCGAGAAUGAAUUAUGUCCACUCAAACUGCCUCACAGAAAGCAUCCUCUGAAACUAUUUCUUCCACAUGUUUUAGGUUCUUCCAUUUCUUCUAACCCUAUAGGUAAACAAGCUUACAUGUCCGUCAGACAGAAAUGUCUUACACAAAUGCUUGAAACCAUACUGCAAAACUCAAAUCCUUUCAAAUGUAAUGGUCUAAUUUCUAUUUAAAAGAUGAACAACAACUGUCUCGUGAUGUACAGACAGUUAAAUCACAGUAAUGGAUGAAGAGGAAGGUCUGGGGUGGUUUUAACCUUGAUCUUUGCCCUCUAAAAUCUAAUCAGAGUGGACAACCGGAAAACCUGAUGCCUCAGGCCCUGGUUAAUAGCAGUGCAGAGGCAUAAAUAUCUCAGGACAGUCAGUAUAAGCCACAUUCACCUAUUAAGUCCAGUUAAAUGCCUAUAUAUGUAUAUCUUGCAUUAUUUCCUACACAUUGACAGUACUUUGGUGGUUAUAUUUAAAGCCACCCAGGUAUAUUUGCCAACCUUUUUUUCUUUUGUAUAAAUUUAUAUUUACUCAUCAUCUUUGAGCAUGCAGCUAUGAGUACAUCCUUCUUGAAAAUGCACCAAUGUAGAUGCCACAUUUUAUUUUAAGAAUGGAGCUUCAUAUGCCAUCGUUUCAUUAUUUUUCUGCAGCUUCCUGCUGCCAGUGUCAUCAUGUUCUCUUGCACUUGAGGAUUAUUGGUACGAUGCGCUACCUCUGCAAUAAUUAGCCUUCACACAUGCAGUUCACCUGCAAAAAUUAUGCAAUAGGAAGUGAGACAUUUCAAAAAGCAAGCAAUGUCAUUUCAUCAUCUUUAAACAACAUACUGCUGAUGAAUACUGCCAAAAGAGCAGAAACAACAAACUUAAACAUGCAGAAAGAAGCAGGGUGGGAUGGCUAUCUCUAAUGCACAAGCACAGCUUCAUUCUGUGGGAAACUCUUCUGAAAUAGGAUGCUUAUCUGGACUUACCAGGUGAUUUUAUCUCAUGAUAAAGGGCUUGUGAAUGCUGAGUCACAUGCAAACUUUGCAUACCUAGUCUCAUGCUCUUUUUUGUUUUCAUGAAGAGAAUUUGCAGUAUGAAACCAGUUUUUCUUGUUCUGGAAAGACAAAGGGCAUUUAUGAUGAUUUUGUGGCUGUUUCACUUCCUGAAAAAGGAGCAAGAAACCCUGAGUCCAUCCACCCUGAUAGAGCCUUUCAUACAUUUGCACAAGCUCACAGAGAGCUCAAGUGCAUCUUUUAGAUCAGCCUUUGUUGUUGCAUGGUUAGGAGUGUAAUUUUGUCCUUAAUUGGUUGUGUUUUACACUUGAAAUCCACAAAAUGCACGGGCACAACAUGGUUUUAAUGUGAAUUUUCAGUGUAAAGGAGACAAAGAGACACAUGGAGCUGCAGCAGAUUCUCUGGAUCAUCUUUGAAAAGUCAAACAACCCUCUGAACAUCUUGGACGAAUGUGAACAAAUACAGAAAUAUGAAAGAUUUAGAGUGGAAAUAGUGUUUAUAGGCCUUACCUGUAAUGUCAUUUUUAAUUAGAAAUUAGAUACAAUGGCUGAGAUUAGAGCUUUUGCAGUGUAGAUGACCCUUUUUGAAAGAGUACUCCUGAUAUAAAUAAUAUAUUGAUUGAUAAACAUCUUUAUCUGCUAUUUUUGGUGUGUUAAUGAAGAAAUUUGAUAUCAAGACAUCUAUUUUUACUGUUCAGCUGCUGUAUGUAAAUGGACCAAUUAAACUGAUUUGUAAAUUUAGCAAUAAAUACAUUUAAAUAUAAAUAAAACAGCCUUGACAACC
Molecule: messenger RNA, 2443 nt
Organism: Cheilinus undulatus (humphead wrasse)
Lineage: Eukaryota; Metazoa; Chordata; Actinopteri; Labriformes; Labridae
Product: methionine-R-sulfoxide reductase B1-A-like
Exons: 4
Molecular function (GO): peptide-methionine (R)-S-oxide reductase activity
Source: RefSeq, a predicted model, not a curated record